ACCAGCUACAAGAGCAAUUAUAGUUUCAAAGUAAGUUUGAAAGCUAAGGAACAGCACCAUGUCUCCCUUCACCGUGUUCGUCCUCUGUCUCCAGCUCUGCCUGAUUCAGUCCGUGCUGAGCCAGAACUGCUGCGGCUCAGGUAGCCGCUCGUACAGCUCCGGCAGCAGCUACGGUUCCAGCUCCGGCAGCGGCGGCUCGUACGGCGGGCAGGGCUGCGGGGUGGUGAGCGCGGCCGGCGACAUCGACGCGUGCGGCACCACCUGCGUCACCGGCGCCGUGCCCGUGCUCGGCGACGUCUGCUUCAGCGGCUGCGCGCCCGCCUGCGGCUCCGUCUCCAUCUGCGGACAGUGCGGAUGCGGAUGCAACUAACCUUUUUCUCGACGAUCUAAAA
Molecule: messenger RNA, 392 nt
Organism: Cydia fagiglandana
Lineage: Eukaryota; Metazoa; Arthropoda; Insecta; Lepidoptera; Tortricidae
Product: chorion class high-cysteine HCA protein 12-like
Exons: 2
Coding region: 59-370 (103 amino acids)
Source: RefSeq, a predicted model, not a curated record